This is a messenger RNA of Chelonia mydas (Green sea turtle), 1528 nucleotides long. It is a transcript of the gene CD3G, whose product is annotated as CD3g molecule. NCBI's taxonomy places the organism in Eukaryota, Metazoa, Chordata, Testudines, Cheloniidae. Gene Ontology annotation, biological process: cell surface receptor signaling pathway; positive thymic T cell selection. Bases 673 to 1206 code for a protein of 177 amino acids. The record is from RefSeq and is a predicted model, not a curated record. Gene Ontology annotation, molecular function: transmembrane signaling receptor activity. The transcript is spliced from 6 exons. Gene Ontology annotation, cellular component: external side of plasma membrane; alpha-beta T cell receptor complex; membrane.
CACUAUUCUCAUGUGCUGGAUAGAGUAGGAACUGCUUCAUGUGUCACAGCUUAUACCUCUGCUUAUACCUCUAACAGCAGUUCUCCUUGAGCUCCCUUCUAGCCUGUGCUUCUGGAGCAGCAGGACCUGAACUCUAUCCCUGCUACAGCUGAGAAAGUUGGAGUGGCAGGGCUGGGUGUUGACCCUGAAGUCCGAGGUGGCCACAGAUAUUUGUACAGUACGCUUGUGUAAUUCAGCUCAUCCUAUACCUGAGAAAAUGCCCAUUGGGUGUGAUUUGGAGCUAAAGAAGGUAGCUGCAGUAUGGCUACUUUGUGGAGAUGCCCAAGUUAGGCACAAUUUUCCUUCUUUGUUUUUAGUGGGAGAAUCGUUUAUUUGCAACUGAAUACUGUACUCUGAUCUGCGUUGGUAGCAACUUUGGUGACCGCGAAACAACUUCGGUAACAACCCUGACGUCUUUAAGCUGACGUUCUUAGGGGAAAGAAGACAGAGGCUUCCACCCCUAGGCUUCCUGUUGCCAACGUCUGAGAAGGCUCUUGAUAUUGGUUUCACAUCUCUUUGCCAUUUAGAAAAGAGACCUUUGAUUGUAUUAGAUUUUUAAACCGGGUGAAGUAAUUUUUCCUAAACUAGUGAGGAAAUAACCGCAGUUGCAUUUUAGUGUUAAGGAGAAGGACCAUGGGGAGACAAGGGUAUCUGGUCAGCGUAAUAAUGGUCGGAUUUAUCAUCAAAGGUGUGGUCACACAAGGGCCUUCAGGGAAAGCAAAAAUAAAGGUGGAAAGGCGUGGCCGUGACGUGGUCCUGAAGUGCGAGGGGGUUCCAGAAACGGAAUCCAGUACAGCCUGGUGGAAAGAUGGAACUAAAAUAGAGAGAAAAGGAAAAGAGUUGAAUUUGGGCGCAGAAGCGAAUGACCCGAGAGGACUUUAUAUAUGUCGUGAUUCCGAUUCCAGUCCUCUACAAGUGUAUUUCCGAAUGUGCCAGAAUUGCAUCGAGCUGGAUGCAGCCACCAUCUCAGGGAUCGUGGUAGCUGAUAUCAUCGCCACGGUCCUCCUGGCAAUCGCCGUGUACUGCAUCACCGGCCAAGACAGUGGCCGUCUCUUACGAGCUUCUGACCGACAGAACCUGAUCGCCAAUGAGCAGCUCUACCAGCCCCUUGGUGAGCGGGACAAUGAGCAGUACAGCCGCCUAGGAGUUACCAGGACUCGCAAAUGAGAAGGGAGAGCACCUGGGGGCUCAUCAACUGUGACCCUUGGCCCUUUAUCCUGUCUCUUUUCCACAUGGGAGCCAACAAUAUUGGGGAAUCCUGCUGCCUUCGAUGCGGCCGACAAAGCCUUCACUCUGCAGCUCGGUGGCCAGAAACCAUGGUGAUGGGUGUCUCACUAAUGUGUCUAAGAAAUAGAUGAUCUCUGCUCGCAGGUGAUCCUGGGCCUUGCUUGUCUGAAAUCCCUCUGGCUCCCUGCAGUGCAGAGGGGGCUCGUAGAGCUCUCUGCUUUUUGUGAUGCUUUUGCUUUGGCAAUAAAGAGGCUUUGCCCGG